This is a messenger RNA of Venturia canescens, 3794 nucleotides long. RefSeq names its product importin beta11 (gene Impbeta11). The transcript is spliced from 15 exons. Gene Ontology annotation, molecular function: small GTPase binding. Gene Ontology annotation, biological process: protein import into nucleus. The record is from RefSeq and is a predicted model, not a curated record. Bases 514 to 3522 code for a protein of 1002 amino acids. Lineage: Eukaryota; Metazoa; Arthropoda; Insecta; Hymenoptera; Ichneumonidae. Gene Ontology annotation, cellular component: nuclear envelope; cytosol.
GGUUCGUGUAGCAAUACGUUCAUGUGUACGCGCGCAUGUCGUAUACAGGAAUUGCGUACACGUAACUGUCUAUCACAACCGCCACCGCGUGUAUCGUGUCUGACUGAGCGCGUAUAACAGCGCGAGAACAACGAGGAUAAAGAUUGUGUCAAAAAAGUACGGAGAUUUAUUAUUCGAGAAGGUCGGAAAGCAGUGAGCAUACAGUGCUGCACAGUCAUCGCCGCAUGUUGAAUUCGAUCCGAGAAAUAAGUAAAAAGAAAUGAGCUAAAUUAGACGAUAGUGUAUAGUGUAGCGGAGACCGGGGCCGCAGAGUUUCAUGCAAGGGAUUAUACAGUUUAUACGUACCAAAAGAUAAUAAAAAAGAGGCUGUGUUCGCUUUGCCGAACACCGGAAUGCCGCGGACACACGGGCAACACGGGCGGGUUUGACUUUCGUUGAUAUAUAAUAUAGUUCGCAAUACGUACACAUUUAUAUUCAUCAAAUUAAUAUAAGAAAAAAAAUCAAACUCUCGAUAUGGAAUGUAUCGAAAAUCAACUGAGUACUAUUACUCUUGAUACGUCAUCUCUAAUUCAGCAAGGUAGGAUAACAAUGGAUACGGCUCUUAUACAAGUUCUGGAACAAGCCUGUAGCCAAGAUCCUAAAAUAUUGACACCUGCUGAACAGAUAUUGAAGCAAUGGGAAACGGAGAGAGGUCUCUACACUGCGUUAUUCGAUGUAUUUUCCAAUCAUUCCCUGGCGAUGAAUGUAAGAUGGAUGGCUGUUUUAUACUUUAAGAAUGGAGUUGAAAGAUAUUGGAGAAAAACAGCUCCCAACGCGAUGGCAGAAGAUGAAAAAGAACUUUUACGCCAGCGUUUGAUUUCAAAUUUUAAUGAACCUAUUGAUCACUUGGCAAUCCAGAUAGCAGAGGCAAUCGCCAAAAUAGCGAGGUUGGAUUGUCCCAGAGAGUGGAAUACAUUGAUUCCGACGCUUCUCGAAGCAGCGGGAGCACAAAAUUCACUGACGCAGCAUCGUGCCAUAUACACUCUUCAAAGGGUUGUCAAAACUUUGGCUUCCAAGCGUUUGUUGGAGGAUCAGCAGCUGUUUCGGGAGCUUUCCUCCAAUAUAUCCAACUUUAUUUUCAACCUAUGGAAUACUUUUUCGGAAUCGUUCCUCAUAUUAGCCUCGAACGGCGCGGACGUUCAACAACUGCAAGAGAUAAUGGGAAAAGCUCAUCUCCUUUUGAAGAUUCUCAAACAUUUGACGGUCCACGGAUUUCCGCCCAACUCCCGAGAUAUACCCUUUUUGAAAGUGAUUUUCGAACGGGCGAGAGCUACCCUCGAGUGCAGAAAAACACUGAUAUCGCGAGGCAUUCAUAUAGAAGUUUGUGACAAAUUUCUCGUACAUUUGACUAAAGUGUUGUUGGGAGUAUUGGAAUUUCUUCCAUCCUGUUAUGUUGAAGUAAUACCAACGUCCCUGGAAUUUACCUAUUUCUACUGCUUUACCGAAGCUGGCCAGCGUUUAACCUUCGAAAGAUUUACUAUUCAGUGUUUAAAUAUACUCAAAAUAAUACUUUCGUUGAAAGCGUUCAAACAGAGAUGGGGCGCUACAAGAUCGGACCCAAGCAAGCUUGAUCCAGAAUUAUAUGAUCGAGUAAAACACUACCAGCGAGAUUUUUUCACCGAUCAGAGGUUGACGGAAAUUUGCUACAGGCUGGUGACGCACUAUUUUUUACUGACACCAGCGGAUUUGGAGCUUUGGGACACCGAUCCCGAGAACUUUGUCAUUGAAGAAUAUCGCAAUGCGUGGAAAUACAGUUCAAGGCCGUGUACCAAGGCAAUUUUUGUAGCGUUAAUCCAGGAAUUUUAUGAAGCUCCCAAAUCCAUGUUAAUGGACCUUUUGCAGAGGCAUCAUCAGCCAGCAGAUCCAAACGAUUUAAACGCUAUAUUACUCAAAGAUGCUCUCUACACUGCGUUCGGCCUCACAUUAUUUUUUCUCGACGGCAAGGUUGAUUUUGAUCAAUGGUGGUCAACGGUGUUAAAACAAGAGCUUCAGCUACGGGGUACUAACUACAGAAUAAUCAGGAGACGAGUCUGUUGGCUAAUUGGACAAGGGAUCAGCGAUACAAAUAUGAGUCGAAAGCUGAAACAGGAAGCGUACGAACUAAUCAUUCAGUCACUGAGAUCAGAGGAAGAUCUUUGUAUCAGAUUAGCCGCUAGUGAUGCUCUUCAACAGCUUAUCAGUGGAUUCGAUUUUAAGCCAGAGGACUUUCAGACCUAUUUAGAAUCAGCCUUUUUCAUGCUGUGCUCGCUUCUUAAAGAAUCCAACGAAUGUGACACGAAGAUGCGGGUUCUUUGUGGAAUAUCGUUCUUGAUUCAGCGUACUGUCUUCGGCAUAAAACCCUAUCUAAAUUCAUUCAUCGCUUAUCUACCUGAUCUUUGGCAACAAUCGGAGGAGCACAAUAUGUUGCGAUGUGGAAUCGUUUCGGUGCUUGUAAAUUUGGCUAACGCUCUGGGUUCGGACUGUGUCACCAUCGAGCCUCUAGUCGUCGCGGUUGUUGGUCUCAGUUGCGACGUUCAUCAAGACGAUCACGUUUACCUCUUGGAAAAUGGUCUCGAACUUUGGCUCGCGUUAUUAGAAGCUACUUCAACUUCAAGCCCAGGAAUGAUGGGCCUUCUGAAGAACAUGCCGGAUCUGUUCGAUUGUUCGUCGGAAAAUCUUCGACGGUGCAUGGACAUAAUGACAGCUUACGUUGUACUCGUUCCCAUGGAAUUUAUCUGCGAACACGGACAUCUGCUCAUCGAUUUGUUCAAGUCACGUAUCAGUGAUAUGAGAGAUGAAGAAGUAGCUGUGAUUUCAAGACUCUUCGAAACUUGUUUGAUGGUUCUACCGCAAGAAAGUAUACAAUUGAUGAAACCUAUUUUGGCCAAAAUAUUCGAGAACGUCUACAAAGGAACGGCAUCGUUCGAUCUGAUGUUGAUGUCUUUGUGUAUCAUGUCUCGAGUUCUGCUUAGUUCGAAAGAAACGUUUGCCCAAGUCAUAAGUGAACUCGCUCGGAGCGUCGGCGAUAAUGCUACGGAGGAAAGCGUUCUCGGUCAAAUAAUAGAAGUUUGGGUAAUUCGUAUGACCUCCUUAACGAACUCAACGAAGCUUUUGUCUUUGGGACUUUGCUCGCUAUUAAGCCCGGAUAGUCCGCAAAUAGUUUUUCAACACUUUCCUCAGAUGAUAUAUCGUAUCGCGGAGACAUUCAGACUUGAAAUUGAGUAUCCCGAUGCUCAGCCCUCCGGCGAACAACCGAGUUCAUCCUCUGAAUUCGAAGUAAGUUACUUGUCGGAGCACGAUCGAAGAGUCGAUAAGCUCUUGCUUAGCGAUCCUGCUCACAUCGUUUCUCUCAAAGACACCCUGCAAAAUCAACUCAUUACUCUCCGGAGGGUGAUGGGAGAAGAUCAGUUUCAACAAAUGCUUUCGACAAUUCCCGACGAUGUCGAUAAAACAUUAUUGAAAGAGUUUUUCACUUUUUCAACCGUUCUAAACGAACCAUACUAAAUUUGUCAACUCAAAACUAUCCCUCGUCAUUCAUUCGACAACACAUCGCCGAAUAAUGAAAUUUAUUUCACUCGCGCGACUGUUUAAUAACUAUUAUUACGAUUCAUCAUUUCUUUUCGAAUUAUCCAAUUCAGCAUCGAGGUGUAAAAAGCUUGACCAAUCGCCACCAUCCUUAUGUCAAAUGAUCAAAUAUGCUGUAUCAAUUAUGUUAAUAAUAAAUGAAUAAAAAAAAGAAACGAGACUAGCUCGAAAUCGUGAACAUUUAAAAUCAA